UUAUUCUGCACCCAUCCACAGUCUCCAAACCAAACCCAUCCCCAACCACCUCGCCACCCUCUCUCUGUCUCAACUCCAUGGCUUCCAUUCCUCCUUACCUCCUCCUCCUGUCUCUCCUCCCUCUCUCCCUCUCCACCCAAUCCCCCACCACCAAUGCCCCAAACCUCAUCCAAAGGACGUGCAACUCCACCACCUACUACGACUUGUGCGUCGCCUCCCUCCAGUCCGACCCCGAGAGCCCCGAGGCCGACGUCCGGGGCCUCUCCACCAUCGUCGUCCACCUCGCCAUCUUCAACGCCACCAACACCUCCUCCUUCGCUGCCUCCCUCGCUCCUUCCGCCACCGACCCUUCGCUCCGGGCCGUCCUCCGGGCGUGCGCCGCCAAGUACAGCAACGCCCGCCAGGCGCUGCAAUGGUCGCUGGAUGCGCUCUCGACCGAGUCGUACGACUACGCCUUCGUCCACGUGAGCGCCGCCGCCGAGUACCCCAACGUCUGCCGCGUGCUUUUCCGGCACUACCCCCGGUUGACGUACCCCGAGGAGAUGGCAAGGAGGGAGGAGGCGUUGGUGCACUUGUGCACCGUAGCCUUGGAAAUUAUAUCACUUCUUGGGUGAUGUAGAAGCACACAUAGAAGUGCUCUAAAUCUAUUAAGAUUGUGUGGUCCUUGGGCCAGAAAUGAUGGAUAGGUUUCAGCUUUCGUAUCCAAGGCUCUCUCUCUGGCUUGUAAAGUGAUUGUAAAGAUGGUCUAGCCUUUGUCUUGGUCGGUUUAGAGGUUUCUAUGAGAAUAGGAGUGGAAAAGGUCUGCAUGGGUGUAUCCAUUUGGCACUUUGGUGUCUUAGAUGUUUAAUGUCUAUCUGAUAGAUUCAGAAGUGCAUGCAUUCUGUUCCUAAAUGGCUAGCUCUUAGAUGGAUUAUUUGUAAUAUUUGAUCAAUUAAUGCUGAAAUUCAUAGUAGAUGGAGUUUAUAUAAGAAGCCAGACUCUGGUCGCUGAAA
Phoenix dactylifera (date palm) is the source of this 992-nucleotide messenger RNA. Its product is annotated as pectinesterase inhibitor 28-like. The record is from RefSeq and is a predicted model, not a curated record. Lineage: Eukaryota; Viridiplantae; Streptophyta; Magnoliopsida; Arecales; Arecaceae. Gene Ontology annotation, molecular function: enzyme inhibitor activity.